GUUGCGUUUUCGGCGACCAUCAUGUAACCAUCUUGGACGGAGAAUCUCCAAAAGUUCACGUCGCCUUCUACGAUGCGAGCUGUCGCGCUCUGGGUGGACAAAGUCCAUGACCGUGAAAACAACGAGCAAUGUAUAUACGACCUGGUUUUCAAGCCGGAUGGCAGCCAACUCAUAGUCGCAGCUGGCACGCGGGUACUUGUGUACGACACGUCAGACGGCGCGCUCGUUCAACCACUGAAAGGCCACAAGGACACCGUCUACUGCGUCUCCUAUGCCAGGGACGGCAAACGUUUUGCAUCCGGGAGCGCCGACAAGCAGGUCAUCAUCUGGACGGCGACCCUGGAGGGCAUUCUCAAGUAUUCACACCACGACUCCAUUCAAUGCCUCACUUAUAAUCCUCUCACCCACACACUUGUCAGCUGCUCUUGCUCCGAUUUUGGGCUGUGGUCUUCGGAGCAAAAGUCUGUCUCCAAACACCGUACCAGCGGGAGAGUUACCAGUGCGAGCUGGAACCCCGAUGGCCAGUUCUUGGCACUUGGACUUGCAACCGGCACUGUCACCAUUCGUGGAAGGUCUGGUGAAGAAGUUGUGCGCAUUGACAGACCUGGUGGACCGAAGGCGGCAGUUUGGGGCGUCUGCUGGAACCCUGUGAAGGAGGAAGGCGUCGGAGACGUCCUUGCCGUGGCCGACUGGGCACAGACGCUCAGCUUCUACAAUGUGGCAGGCCAGCAGACCGGCCGCGAGCGAAAGUUGGGCUUUGACCCAACGUUUGUCAGCUACUUCCCCGGUGGCGAGUACCUCGUGGUUGGUGGCUCGUGCCGUGAGGCACGUGUGUACACGCGAGACGGCAUCUGCGUGGGACCCGUCUCUCAGCAAGCCUCGUGGGUGUGGUGCUGUCAAGCGCGCCCAGAUGCCAGCCACCUGGCUCUGGGCUGUCAAGAUGGCACAAUCGCCUACUUCGAGCUGGGCUUCUCCACAGUGCACAGCCUGUACCGUGAACGGUAUGCCUACAGAGACAACAUGACAGACGUCAUCAUUCAGCACCUCGUAACAGAUGAAAAAGUGCGAAUCAAGUGCCGUGACCUGGUCAAGAAACUGGCAAUCUACAGGAACCGCCUUGCGGUCCAGCUGCCCGAACGAAUCAUGGUGUAUGAGCUGAGUAGCGACGCAUCUGACCCUAACGACAUGCACUACAGACUGCGGGACAAGAUCGUCCGCAAGGUGGAGUGCACGCUGCUGGUCGUCUGCUCUGAGCACCUUGUCCUUUGCCAGGAACGGCGACUACAGUGCCUGCGUCUUCGUGGUGGUGCUUGCGAACGGGAGUGGGUCCUGUCGUCGGCGAUCCGCUACAUCCGGGCUCUCGGUGGCCCUGUCGGCCGUGAGGGCCUCCUGGUUGGCCUGCGGGAUGGGCAGGUGCUGCAGCUGCUAUUGGACAAUCCCUUCCCGCUGUUCCUCAUCAAGGUGACGAGCCCUGUGCGUUGCCUCGACCUCAGUGCAGAUCGCACACGCCUCGCAGUUGUGGAUGAGAAAGGCACCUGCCUUGUCUACCAGCUGGCCUCGAGGCAGCUGCUCUUCCAGGAACCCAACGCCAACAGCGUGGCAUGGAACACCGAGAAUGCUGAACUCCUCUGCUUCACUGGUGGCGGCGCGCUGGCCGUCAAGGCUGGAGAUUUCCCCGUGCUAAGACAGAAACUGGAGGGCUUUGUGGUUGGCUUUGGGGGCUGCAAGCUCUUCUGCCUCCAACACAACAGCGUCACCACUGUCGAAGUUCCCCUGUCACCAUGCCUUUACCAAUACAUCGAGAAAAACCGCUUCAAGGAGGCCCUCACCAUGGCCUGCUUGGGGGUGCCCGAGGAGGACUGGCGAUUCCUGGCCAAGGAGGCACUGGAAGCCCUCGACCUGGUUGUGGCCAAGCGGGCGGCCGUGCGUCUUGGGGACCCCGCCUUGCUCCGCUUGGUGCGCUCACUCCAGGAUCAAGAGGCCCGUGGCGAGAAACGCGAAUCCCUGCUCGGAGACGUGAUGGCCCAGCAAGGCCGGUUUGCCGAGGCCGCCAGGCUGUACAAGAAAGCUGGCCGCAACUCCAAGGCUGUGGACAUGUACACGGACCUGCGCAUGUUUGAUCUUGCUCAGGAGUACCUCGGCUCAGAUGAGACCCUGGACACGCGUCAGCUGAUGCUCAAGAAGGCCGAGUGGGCUCGGAGCAUCAACGAUCCCAAGGCAGCUGCAGACUUUUAUCUCCUGGCCGGCGAACCUCUGAAAGCAGUUGAGAUUGCAGGAAAACAGGGCUGGACUAACAUACUGGUUGAUCUGUCCCAGAGGCUGGACAAACGUGACAAGGAGGCUCUUGCCAUGUGUGCUGAGUUGCUGGUGGACCAGAAGCAACUUAUGGCCGCUGCCGACGCCUUCCGAAGGAUUGGUGACACCGAAAGCCUGGUGAAGCUCCACGUUGAUGCAGGCCAGUGGGACGAGGCAUUCGCAGCUGUGGGACAGAAUGCUGAGCUUCGUGCCAAGAUUUGUGGUGACUACGCAAACUGGCUUGCAGAGAAUGACCGUUUUGUUGACGCCCAAAAAGCAUUCUACGAGGCCGGUCGACAGGACGAGGCACUGAAGGUACUGGAGCGCCUGACUCAGUACGCCGUUGACGAGUGCCGAUUUCGUGAUGCCGGCUACUACUACUGGCUACUCUCUAGGCAGAUCCUAGAGUGUGCAAGCCGAGAGAGUGAUGUUGCAAGCAGAGAUGCACUGAUAAGCCGUUCAGCCAAGCUUCAGGAUCUAGCUGAUGUCUACUACAUUUACCACAAUGUUCACCGCUAUAUUGAAGAACCGUUCACAGCGUACUUGCCUGAAGCACUGUUCAACAUGUCUCGUUAUCUGUUCCACGAGCUCAUGGAUCAGUCAAUACGUGGAGUUUCACUGGUCGGUGUGCUCUACGCACUGUCAAAGCAGAGCCGUAACGUCGGUGCCUCGAGCGCAACGGAAGGCGCGCUUCCUCCCUCCAGUAACAUCCACGUGGCCACCAUCCGGUUCCGGGACACGCUGGACCUUGCUGCACUGACAGUUCGAUCAAAGCCCUUCAGUGACGCCCAGGACCUGCUGCCACUGUGCUAUCGCUGUUCCUCGACCAAUCCACUCAUCAACCCACGUGGUCGUUGCUGCGUGAACUGUAACCAGCCGUUUGUCCACUCCUUCAUUGCAUUCGAGGUCCUUCCCUUGGUGGAAUUCAAACUGGCCGAGGGUAUCACUGACACAGAAGCGUUGGAGAUCCUCGAAGGCAAGACCAGGGUGACAAAGGAACAGAAGAAAAGCCGGCCAGAGUCACCAAGCCGCCAGAUCAUCAAUGGCUAUGAGGCGCUGCAGAUCAACCACAGUGACGCUACGGAUGAAGACCCUUUUGCCUUCCAACUUUCAAACUUGGAGGACCCAGGAGAAGGGGCUGGUGGCCUGCCAGUAAUUCUGGAUCGUGAAGCACUCGCCGCGCUUGGACCUCGUGAUGUUGUCGUCUGCCAGCAGCCCGCACCCCUGCGCCGCCGCUUCUACCGGAAUGUUGUUCCAGACGUCGUCGUCGUGUCAUGCCCAAGUUGCGCCAAGGUGUUUCACGGCGAUGACUUCGAGAUGCACACCCUCCAGACCAAUGCCUGCCCAUUCUGCAGAACAAAACUCGAGGAUGCUGGAGCCUAAAGUUUGGGUAGGAGUAGUGUAACUACUGGGCUGGGCUAAUGGACCAGGGCCAGUAGACCCGGGCCAGUGGACCAGCACCAGUGACCAGUACCAGUCGCGGGGUGACUCAGCGGUCAUGGAAUCUUGCUGCUGAGCUCACAGGUCGU
Messenger RNA from Dermacentor silvarum, 3824 nucleotides. It is a transcript of the gene Oseg1, whose product is annotated as intraflagellar transport protein 122 homolog. Gene Ontology annotation, biological process: non-motile cilium assembly; protein localization to cilium; intraciliary retrograde transport. Gene Ontology annotation, molecular function: protein binding. The record is from RefSeq and is a predicted model, not a curated record. Gene Ontology annotation, cellular component: non-motile cilium; intraciliary transport particle A. Lineage: Eukaryota; Metazoa; Arthropoda; Arachnida; Ixodida; Ixodidae.